This is a messenger RNA of Arabidopsis lyrata subsp. lyrata, 356 nucleotides long. RefSeq lists its product as uncharacterized. The annotation marks the transcript as partial. The transcript has 2 exons. NCBI's taxonomy places the organism in Eukaryota, Viridiplantae, Streptophyta, Magnoliopsida, Brassicales, Brassicaceae. The record is from RefSeq and is a predicted model, not a curated record.
GAUGCCAUUUACCAAGGGGAAGUUCAAGUGAAGAAAGGCAAGAAAUUUGGCUAUGGUUCAAUUCCGGAAGCUGAUCCUAGCGUUGAUGCAUCUCCAAAUUAUGAAGAAAUGUAUCUUGAGACUCAAGAAAAGCUCCAGAAAUCGGACCAAGUGAUUGAGGGAAUGCUGCUGAAGUUUAAAGAUGUUGAUUUUUGGAUUACUAUGAUGCAGAACAAGUUUCCAAAUGAAGUUCCACCUUCCAUGAUAACAACAAUGAACACCAAUGGUGGUCUUUGAAUUCAAUUAGUAAUUUGGUUUCAUUAAGACUUUAAGCAUUUAGGAUUGUUUUUCAAUAUUAUGUUUGGAUGUUUAAGUGU